GGCAUAUUUCUCACUUUUUCACACGAAACAAACGAGUUAAAGUGCAUCGAUUACUAUGGGGAUACAAAUGAGAAACGGAUAAAACUGUAGAUAUGUACCAAGCGAGACGAACAAACAAAUGCCAAUAAAUUAUCGCUGCUUUUGACGUUAUUCAAAUUUUUUAGUACCGUUCGCGUUUCUAUUGUAAUAAAUUCGGUUUUAGAGUCGCUAAUGUGUUUAUACCCCACCCAUUAAGAGCCUAUUCGUCCACUGUGUGGGGACAGGUUCCAUGAAACCGGUUACCGUGUUUCCGCUUCGCCAUAUAAUUAAUUUUUUGUCAUCAUUGUAUUUACAAUGGUUUUAACGAUAAGAACGUUCGAUUGAAAAAAGGGGAAAAAGUGAAUUGUUUAUCGGUAUAGUGUGUGUUUAUAAACAAAACAAUACAAAUAUUAUCUCCAGACACGUCAUCAUCGACACAGUUUCAGGAGAUAAGUCUUUGGAUCAUAUUUAUGCAACGUUGUGCACAUUCUUUAUCAAAUUACUAUUCUUCAAAUAAACGAACGUAACCAAUUAUUUAAAAUCAAUAUAGUUUUCACUUUGUUAUUUACUUUGGCCCAGUUCAGAUUAGAGGAGCGAAUUUUCGUCUCGAGAUCAGACGAUUUACCAUGUAUCAACGAAAAGCCUCGGGAUUUCAGCAGCGGUUAUACCCCCCAGGACCUUCGCCGUAUUUAGAGUGCCUGCUUCCGGACGCUGGUGACUUUGUCAGAAGCAAGGUUUUUGUGUCACUCAUAAGGGAUGAUAUUAAAGCUUUUAGACCCAAUGGGCCUGAUAUGAACGACGAUCCCUUCAUGCGUCGUGCUAUUAUAUUAGCUUUUCGCGCGUUUUCACUUGAGAGCCCCGUGAAAAUGAUUCAUCUUAUCGACAUGUUUAAGAAAGAUCUUCCCAUUUGGUCAUCUUCCCCAGGGUUACCGUGGAACCUACAGGGUUAUAAAACAAAAGGGGAUAUUCGUAAAAAUCCUGAUGCGAUUCAACGUGUUCGGUUGUUCUGGCACCAAGUUAAGAAUCGUGAUCCGGUUUCCAACGACGACUGUUGUGCGUUUGUUAGAGCUCAGAUUGUUCAAGUUGGUGAAACUAAAGCUCGCUGCGUUUGGGGUUAUCCAGCUACAAUGAUGUUUGGUGAAGCUGUUUUCGCUCUCCCACUUAUUGAAGCGUACAUGAAGUGCAACUCUCCUAUUGCUUAUGGCUUUGAAACUGGAAAUGCCGGUAUGAGAAAACUGAUAGAUCAGUGCAAGGGGAGGUACUUCUUAGGCAUUCAUUUCAAGUCAUUUGACAAAACUGUGCCGGAGUGGAUCAUUCGAGUAGCAUUCUACAUCUUACUCUUGCAGAUAGAUUUUCUUUACUUCCAGGAUUACGGUGUAGCUAGAGGUGAUGCAAUGCUUCGCAUGUGGGACCACCUCAUUGAUUAUUUUAUCAACACCCCAAUACGUAUGUCUAAUGGCGAGAGGUACAUUAAGAAAGGAGGCAUUGCAAGUGGAAGUUAUUUUGCCCAUAUUGUUGGAAGUAUAGUAAACUAUAUUUUCUUAAAUUAUGCUCUUCUUAAACUCGGUGUUAAGGUUGAUUAUAUUAAAGUGUUCGGAGACGACUCCCUCUGUGGUUUACAGAAGUCAAUAGCUGUUGAGGAUAUUGCUGAGGUGUUAGAACCUCUUGGUAUGUCAAUUAAUGUUGCAAAAUCUGGAGUUUCUUCUAGGCUUUCUGAUUUAACUUUCCUUGGCUAUAAGAUUUCCGAAGGUUUCCCAACAAAGUCUGGGGAUAAAGUAGACGCGCUCCCUUGAUAAUCCAGAAACACUAGACGCAUGAUGGGAUGAUGUUGCGUCUCGUGCCAUCGGAAUACUCUACGCCAAUCUUGGCGUUGAUGAACACGUUCAUAGACUAGAGGAAGCAUAAGUAUGUUAUGGUAGUUUAUUUAUAGUAUAUUUUUCUGAAAUUCCAUUAUUUGUAAUUUUAUAUGUUAUCAAAUAGUUUUGAAUUUAGCGCUAAAGAAAUUCAGAAAAUUAUAGUUUCUCUGUCGUACGAUAGAUGGCGCCGUAAAACGAAGUUGAGUUUGUUACUAUCGAAAUGUGUUCUAUCUGUUAUACGUAGUGUGUGAUUGUACGGUUUAGUUGGUACAUGUAUGACGUAUUAGGUAAUUCGAAUUUAUAAAAUAAACAGAUGUGUUUUAACUUUCGUCAAGAUGAAAAAUAAAUUUAUCGAUGUGUUAGCUCGCAUGAAAGUAGAGUAAUUACUGUACUGUAUUAACCUAACUUAUGCACUAAUAAAUUUCGACAAUAAAUUACACGUAUAAAACUAGUAAUGUUAAGCAAACAAAUUUACAGAGCAUUUAUUUAGUACUGUCGUAAACAUUCAAGUAUGGAAUACUGUAAAUUGUAAAAUGUGCUUAAAAU
Messenger RNA from Colletes gigas, 2420 nucleotides. RefSeq lists its product as uncharacterized. Gene Ontology annotation, biological process: viral RNA genome replication; DNA-templated transcription. Gene Ontology annotation, molecular function: RNA binding; RNA-directed RNA polymerase activity. The coding region runs from base 645 to 1811 and encodes 388 amino acids. The record is from RefSeq and is a predicted model, not a curated record. The transcript is spliced from 3 exons. NCBI's taxonomy places the organism in Eukaryota, Metazoa, Arthropoda, Insecta, Hymenoptera, Colletidae.